AUGGCACUGCAACUGCAAAUCGAAAAACUCAAAGGUCUGGACAACUAUAAGGCCUGGUCGAUGACGGUUAGGGCUUAUUUGGAGUCUGAGGAUCUAUGGUCUGUGGUGGAGAAUGGUCCAGAGAACAACGAGGAGUCUUUGCUGAAAGACAAGCGUGCCAAGUUUUUGAUUCUCUGCCUAAUCGAGACGAAGUUGUGCCAGUUUAUGGUCAGCAUCCGCACGGCUCGGGAUUUGUGGAAUUAUUUACGCACCCAGCACUCACUCCGAUAAAAUCAAUCGAUCAGUUUAUAUCCAUUGUUAUAUUAAAACUAUUAAAAUUACAAUUUAAAUUCA
Messenger RNA from Drosophila bipectinata, 333 nucleotides. RefSeq lists its product as uncharacterized. NCBI's taxonomy places the organism in Eukaryota, Metazoa, Arthropoda, Insecta, Diptera, Drosophilidae. The record is from RefSeq and is a predicted model, not a curated record.